AGAAGCAGUUCUGCCAACGCCUCACCGCCAGAGAGCAUGUGGUGCUGCAUCCUACGAACACACACAGCGUCGCGGCUCCUUCUGGCCAUCGUGCUCCUGUCGGCCACUGUGGGGGUCACGGGGGAUGGCAGCUGCCAGGUGAGACUACUCUCCGAAGCCCCCUGCAUGGAUGGGGGUGAGUGUUCCUACCAGCUCGCCCUCCCUCCCCUCACUCUGCAGCUGCCUAAAGAACUCCACUUGGAGACGACAACAAAGGAACUGCAGAUACUGAGGACAACCGUGGACCAGCUGAGGAAUUCCUGCCAGGCCUGUGGACCACGGGCUGACCGGAGCAUGCAGGGAGACCAUGCAGAGGUGCCCAGCCCUGAAUCCGAGCAUGGAUGGCAGGGCCCCAGCGUGCAUGAGAUGCAGGCGAAAAUCAGCCGCAUGUCCAACAGCCUGAGGAAUGCCCGCAGCCAGAUCAGCUCUUUACAGGGCCGGCUGGAGGAACUUACCCUGCUCAACAUGGAGAAUGUGGAGGCCAUGAUGAACAGCAAGGUGCAGAACCUCACCGGAGCCCUUAAACAGCUCAGCUACUCGUGUUCCAGCCAGUGCUCCGCCCAAGCCUCACCCCAAUUCCUUGUAGCGCCGAGGGACUGCUCCGACUACAACGUGCCAGGAAGGAGGAACGGGCUGUACCGUGUGACUCCACACCCCAGGAAUGGCACCUUUGAGGUUCUGUGCGACAUGGAGUCCUACGGAGGAGGCUGGACCGUGCUGCAGCAGCGGCUUGACGGCAGCAUCAACUUCAACCGCACCUGGGACGCGUACAAGCGCGGAUUCGGCGACCCGCGCGGCGAGUUCUGGCUAGGCAACGACCGCAUCCACCUGCUGACCAAAGCCAAGGAUAUGGUUCUGCGGGUGGAGCUGGAGGACUUCGAAGGUGUGCGUGAGUACGCCAAAUACGAAAGGUUUUACGUGGCCGACGAGCUCCUCCGCUACCGCCUCUCUGUCAGCGGCUAUUCAGGCACGGCUGGGAACGCACUGCACUUCAGCAAGCUCUAUGACCAUGACCAGAAAUACUUCACUACUCCAGACAAGGACAACGAUAUGUAUCCCUCUGGAAACUGUGGGGCAUUCUACAGUUCUGGGUGGUGGUUUGAUGCCUGUAUGGCUGCAAAUCUCAAUGGGAAGUACUACAACAAGCCAUAUAAAGGGGUGCGCAAUGGAAUUUUCUGGGGAACGUGGCACAAUAUGUCCAAUGAGUAUUAUCCAACCAAUUACAGACAAUCUUUUAAGACUGUAAAAAUGAUGAUCAGGCCCAAAAAUUAUACACCAUAAGGUCAUCGAUGUUGUGAAGGGAGGUUUGAUCUUUCCUUGAUCUAUGUUGUGCAGUCGCCGAAAUGUUCACGUUACAGUUCUUGAUCUGGGAAAGUGGCUGAAGUUAUAGAGAAAAGUGCAUGCAUGCAAAAUGUGCAUUUUUAGAACAAUAAUAAGAUCCGAAAGAGACGAAGCUCCGGGAAAAUGGCGUAUAGCUGAAGUAGAGGCAUGGAAAAGUGCUUAAUAAUGACAGACUGACCUCAGCCUUCAUAUAUAUCAUGAUAAACACCGUUUGUGCAAUAGAGACUGAAAUGACUCUGGAAGGGCUUGGGAGAGAGGAAUUUCACUGUAGAAAAUAGAAUAGGCAAACAAUAAUCAUAUUCUAAAUGAAGUGAUGCCACACUCUUUACAAAAUUUGUGGUAGUAAAUGAGCUGUGAUCCUGACCAAGAUAAGUGGAGAAGAUGGACGGAUUAAUGACUUCAGUGUGUAUAACAGUAUCCACAUUAUCAUGGACGUACCACCUGUAUCUCCAGACACUUCAGACUAAGCUUAUAUAUCACAACAAAACUCGUUCUUUUAAAAUACUAUACAGAUUAUUAUGCUGGGUGCUGGAGCAAAAUUACAUAUUUUUAUAGAUAAAGCAGAUCUAUUUAUGUGAGACAAUAAAUUGUAAUACAGCAACAAAUACAUGAUAUUUUAUGUUGCCACAUUUUGCUUUGGAAUAGAUUAUGAGUCUAGACUGGACUGAGAAUCCACACAAUAUUUACUGAGUUAAAAAUACAUCUAAUGUAUUUAUUAUAUUAAAGUAAACAAAAAAAAUAGAAUUUCAUAUAAAAUAUAUGCAUAUAAUCCUGUUGUUAGACAACUGAAAAUGUAAAAGAUUUCUAUAGAGACAAGAAUAAAAUAUCUCUCAUUUCUGUCCAGAAUGAGAUAGAUUGCCUCUAGCAAUGAGCAGAAAAUAAGUUCUAUUGGAACUCAAUACAUGUGUUGAUCAUUCAUUCCAUAUUUGUCAGCUGCUCCAUGACAUGAUUUGGUGGUAUGACACAGUGAUUAAUUACUACCCUAUAAUUAAAAAAAUGUUAAAA
This is a messenger RNA of Brienomyrus brachyistius, 2385 nucleotides long. It is a transcript of the gene fgl2a, whose product is annotated as fibrinogen-like 2a. The coding region runs from base 37 to 1320 and encodes 427 amino acids. The record is from RefSeq and is a predicted model, not a curated record. Lineage: Eukaryota; Metazoa; Chordata; Actinopteri; Osteoglossiformes; Mormyridae. The transcript has 2 exons.